GUAGUUUAAUUCAAUUCUGCCUAUCUCACAAGACGGACGAACCGCCGUAGCGUGUGACCAGACCUACUGCUCUCAUUAAUCAUUCUCAACCAAAGGAGUAUUGUCGUCCUGCUUGCUCCUCUCGGGCUCACAACAACAGAUAUGGCGUAAAAGUAUCGACUUCAUCAGUGUCACGAGGAAAUAGACAAGAUAUUCUCGCGGUACUCGACAAAGUAUCAACUUAUUUCGCAUCAGACAUCAACAUUCUUCACGCCUUGUCUCAAUUGCAUAUCAUCCUUUUCCUCCUGCCGUGUUUUAUUUCUGUCUUCCCUGGCAACCAUGGCCGCCAUUGACGAUCCAUCAUCUAAUGCAGCGACCAAGCUUAAUGGCACUGCCGAUCGUCCCUCGAGGCCCAAGUCUUCCAUCUUCAAGUCUUUCGUCCACAGACGCAACAACUCGGACGGCACUGAGUUGACAUCGUCUUUCGCCGUCCAACCUACAUCCAGUGCUGCAUAUCAGCCACGAACCGAUCAGAACGACGGCGUGUUGAAUCCGUACGCCGUUAGCAGCUCAGCCGACAUGGGGCUGCCUGGCUUCGCUCGGCAAGGCCGGGCCCUCGGUGAGCUUCACUACAACCAGCAAGAGCAGCCUGCGCGAUCACCUCCCAAAAAGACGGAUGCAACCUCGAGGUCACCCCAGAAGAACUCGUUUGUCAACGUCUCCUUCAAGGCCUUGGUCAACAAGGACAGCACUGGUGAUGGUCGGUCUGUGCCGAGCUCGCCAACAAAGCCCAAGAAGACGAAAUCAACAACAAAUUUUGCGACUCUGCUUUCUCGACCCAAAUCAUCCAAGAACCUCAAGGGUACGGCAGAUGACGGGGCAGCAAGUGGCAAGGACAAGGAAAACAGAACUCCAGAAGGCUCCGCGAGCGGGGCUCUAUUGCCUACUCCCAUAUACGCCCAGUUUGCUACAGCGGGUGCUGAAGACAAGCAGUCUGAACCAGUUGGAUACGUGGGAGGCAACUCCAGAAGUACCCAGGUGAACGCAUCCGUCACCAACCUGUCACCAUCAAAGGAGGAGAAGUCCCCCCUGAAGCAGAGGCCCAAAUCAUUCCAACCAUAUUUUCACUCAAAGGCUGACCCCGCCCGAGGGACUGAUGACAUGAUUGCAACGCCAAAGGAGACUCAGAAUGGACACAAGUCCUCGACUUGGCACAAAAGAGAAAAAGCCUCGAGGCCCAAGAUUACCAAUGCUUUCUCCGGGUUUGGAGGAAAGUCUGUGAAGGGCUCGCUCUCACCUACACCUCCAUCCCCGGAGCCAGUCAUUGAUCCCAAGGAUAUUGAUACCCACUUGGAAGCCAUGCUGGACCGACGGAACAUACCGGAAAAUCAACGGUACAAGAUGCGAAGCCUCAGCGACACUAUCAAGAUGGAGUUCAUCCGACAGGACUGGGCCGAAACACAAGCCAAAAAGAAUGCCGAGCAGCAAGCAGCCAGAGACAACAGUGCUCUCCUGGAUAAUGCCGGUUCAACCAGUUCCGGCAGUGUCGGCUCUAUGGAAAAAGAGACGAUGGCCAAGAGCAAGACUAGCCGAGGCAGGACCUUCACACUUUCUAAGGGUGGCAACAAGUCACCGUCCUCCCCAACAAAGAAGAAAGGGGAUGGAACCCUCGGCAGACAUUUCCGCUCCAAGUCAACUGAGAGCAUCGUCAGUGAUAGGCCAUCCUCGGGUGGCUCCUCCAAUGGAGGAGGCUUCUUCUCCAAAGUGAAGCCCCAACCCUGUCCUGCCGAUUUCGUUUCGUAUCUUCGUAAAGUUCAGAAGCCGGAACUUGUCGAAGUUGGGAAGCUACACAAAUUGAGGCUGCUGUUGCGCAAUGAAACCGUCGCCUGGAUCGAGGAUUUUGUCCGCCAAGGUGGCAUGAUGGAAGUCGUCGGCCUCCUCAACCGCAUAAUGGCCGUCGAAUGGAGGGAGGAGCACGAAGAUGCACUACUCCAUGAAGUUUUGCUUUGCCUCAAGGCACUUUCAACAACUGCCUUGGCUAUGCAGUACUUGCACACCAUCCAGGGAAACCUAUUCCCAGCCCUGAUCAACAUGAUUUUUGAUCCCGAGAAGAAGGGCCCGAGCGAUUUCACGACCCGGAAUAUCAUCACAUCUGUGCUAUUCACCUAUAUUGAAAGUUCAAGCCCGCAGGAGCGUGUCAGGCGUGCGGCUACCGUGCUCUCAUAUCUGCGCGAUCCCAAGGGCAAGGAAGAGGAGCGGCCAGUCAGCUUUGUGCUUGAGAUGCGCAAGGAGCGGCCUUAUCGUGUCUGGUGCAAAGAAGCUGUCAGUGUCACGAAGGAGGUGUUUUGGAUAUUUUUGCAUACACUCAAUGUCGUUUCACUGCCAGUGGACAAGUGCACCAAGGGCGGUCAGGCACUCGAGACCGUUCAGAAAGAACAAACCAGAAACCCUAACGACCCAUCAUCGUAUCUCAUACGGCACUUUCCACAGGAGCGACCGCCUGUGCCUGCGGCACCGUAUGUCGGUGGUGUCGAGUGGGAUGCAACAAACUACCUUGCAUCACACUUGGAGCUGAUGAAUGCCAUAAUUGCAUGCACGCCAACUGCUGCAGAGCGCAAUGUCCUCCGUGAGGAGUUCCGUGUCUCCGGAUGGGAGCGGUGUAUGGGAGGCUCGCUGAGGCUCUGCAAAGAAAAGUUCUACGGUGCCGUACAUGAUGGUCUGCGUACCUGGGUUGCUGCAGCGCACGAGGAUGGCUGGGACGUCCGUGACGUCCGAUACGGCCCGCCAUCUGACGCUCCAAAGAGUCCGCCAAAGAAACGAGGCGGCGGAUUGACGCCUGCGGCUAAGAAAAAACUCGACGAACCAGCACCAAAGCUUCAGCUCGAUUUGGUGGCUUCACCUGCAGCCGAGGCAAGGAUAAAUUCUGCCGUCGGAAAACCUCAGGAGUUUUGGCUCUCUUGAUGAUGGAUGUACUAAAAGCACAAAAAACAACGCCAUUUUGCAUUUCCUUGCUGGAGCAGAUGGCACCUAAUGUCUAGAGCCAGCGGUCAGGGUUUGUCAGCCAUUGUUCGUUAUACACGUUGUCAGAAUGUUACGAAAGUAUGAAGUUGGGACGAUGUCAUGGGGGAAGUUGAUAAUCUCGUCACCAAAAACGUCUGUCUGGGGCUGUUGAGCUUUUAUACCGGCGUGGGAGUUGUGAGUCCACGCUAUCUUCAGAUUGCAUUGGGAUACAGAGCCAUUUGGGAGAUUCUUUUAUCAUCUUUUUCUUUCCUCCUCUCGGAGUUCCGUGGCCAAUGUUCCUUUUGCUUUCUUGUUUGCUUUUUUGAGGGUUUCUGUUUAUAUUUCAUGGUUAUUCUUCGAUUCUUUUCUUUUUCUUUUUGGUGUUGGUGCGGGUGUUGAGGGCUUUGAUGAAUCUGAGCUACGUCACUUAUGAACAUUGACUAAGCUCUAAUGAAAACACGAUUUAUGUGAUGUCACUCUGUGGAAAAUAGUUGGUGAUGCGUGCUCAUAUAGUAGACUAUCGAGUUCUUACUAGACUAUCUAGUUCUUGAACGGGAGAGACGUG
Molecule: messenger RNA, 3544 nt
Organism: Pyricularia oryzae 70-15
Lineage: Eukaryota; Fungi; Ascomycota; Sordariomycetes; Magnaporthales; Pyriculariaceae
Product: GTPase binding protein Rid1
Exons: 2
Coding region: 319-2940 (873 amino acids)
Biological process (GO): actin cytoskeleton organization
Molecular function (GO): actin binding; small GTPase binding
Source: RefSeq, a predicted model, not a curated record